AUGGACGAGGAAGAGUUGGCGCAUUAUGCUGAAGUGUUGCUCUCGAUGAAGGAAUAUGAAAGCUACGUGUGGCGGGAGGGCUUUCGCAAGAAGCAGCACCUGAAGCGUCUGAGUGAAAAGCAUGCGCGCCGACUCCCAGCGUUCACUGCCAAAGACAGCAUUCCUGCAACGCUGAGAUGUGCAAAAAAGAACCAAGAGUUUUGGGACCAAGUGUGCGCGAUGCAAUCGAACUUUGGGCCCGAGGUGGAUCUCCCGACCCACGUCAACUUGAAGGAGCCGAUGAAGACACCAUAUCGCCAUUACUCCAAGCUCAAGAGCACAUUCCAUCAACUCGUGCGGGACUGGGCCGUUGAGGGCGCGGAAGAGCGCGAGCGAUGCUACAAACCAAUUCUAGACGAACUCAAGCGUGUGUUGCCUGUGAGCGAAGACAACAGGAACUUGCAAAAGGUGCUUGUCCCCGGCGCAGGGCUGGGGCGAUUGGCGCUGGAGAUUGUGUCGGCAGGGUAUGCCGCCCAGGGCAACGAGUUUUCGUACCAAAUGCUCUUCACGAGCAACUUUAUCCUCAACUGCGCCCGGCAGCCCGACGCGUACACCGUGCAUCCUUGGAUCGACAACCCAUCCAACGUGAUGACAUUUGACGACUUUGCUCGGCCCGUGACUAUCCCCGAUGUCGCCCCCGACUCCCUGCUCGCCUUGACUGCGACGCCAUCGGGCGCGGAACCCAACUUUUCCAUGUGCGCUGGCGAAUUCCUCGAAGUGUAUUCGCAAGAGCGAGACGCGUGGGACUGCAUAGUUACGUGCUUCUUCAUCGACGCCGCCCCCAACGUGAUCGAGUUCAUUGAAGCGUUCGAGCGCUUGUUAAAACCAGGCGGAGUCUGGAUCAACUUGGGACCGUUGCUGUACCAUUGGCAAAACGGAAGCGGCGCUGAGGACGACCGGUACGACCAGUCGAUCGAGCUCACAUAUGAAGAGAUCAAGCACGUGGCCGAGGGCUACAACUUAAACUUUACGAAGGAAGAGCGAAAGGAGUGCCUGUACACGUGCAAUCCGACGUCCAUGUUGCGGUCCGUGUACAACUGCAUCAUGUUCACCGCGAUCAAAGGCACGCCGUUGGAGUCGUACCCUGCGUCUGCAACGAAACCUGCGCCAGGAAUCGAGACAACGAAGGAUCAGUCAACGAGACGGAGCUAG
Messenger RNA from Aphanomyces invadans, 1191 nucleotides. RefSeq lists its product as hypothetical. The transcript has 9 exons. The record is from RefSeq and is a predicted model, not a curated record. Lineage: Eukaryota; Oomycota; Saprolegniomycetes; Saprolegniales; Verrucalvaceae. Bases 1 to 1191 code for a protein of 396 amino acids. Gene Ontology annotation, molecular function: S-adenosylmethionine-dependent methyltransferase activity.